UCUAUGAUGAGCUCAAAGCCACAUGCAGCACUUCUCUCCAGCCCUGGCCUAGGGCACCUAAUCCCAGUCCUCGAGCUUGGUAAGCGCUUGGUCACACACCACAACUUCCAAGUCACCGUCUUGGUCAUUGCUUCUCACACCUCUCCUGCUGAGUCCCAAGUUAUUGAGUCAGCCAUGUCCCCAAAACUCUUCGACAUCGUCCAACUCCCACCACCAGAUAUCUCCAGCCUAGUGGACGCUAAAACUACAACUGUUUCACUACUUUCAAUAAUGAUGCGUGAAGUCAGGCCAGCCUUUCGGUCUUCAAUAUCUGCCAUGAAGUCCCAUCCCACCAUUCUCAUUGCUGAUCUUUUUGGUACAGAAUUUUUUCCCAUAGCUGAUGAGUUACAGAUGCUCAAGUACGUUUAUAUCGCUUCAAAUGCAUGGUUCCUUGCUAUGUUUCUAUAUUCUCCAAUCCUAGAUAAGGAAGUGGAAGGUGAAUAUGAAGACCAAAAAGAACCAUUCAUAAUCCCAGGUUGCAGGUCACUUCGACCCCAUGAAGUAUUUGACGCCAUGCUAGACCGAAACAACCAGCAGUAUCAUGAGCUUAUACGAAUGGGGAUUGAAAUACCAUUAAGCGAUGGGAUUUUGUUGAACACCUGGGAAGAUUUGGAGCCUACAACACUUGCAGCACUGAGAGAUGAGAGUCUCUUAGGUCAGGUUGCUAAGGUACCGAUUUAUACAGUCGGUCCAUUAAGGAGAUCAAUUGGGUCGACUAGUUCGACAAGCCAGUUGUUUGAGUGGUUAGACAAGCAACCAAACGAGUCUGUGAUUUAUGUCUCAUUUGGGAGUGGUGGUUCGUUGUCACACGAGCAAACAAUCGAGCUAGCUUGGGGGUUAGAGUUGAGCCAACAGAAAUUUAUUUGGGUGGUGCGCCCACCAGCUACAAAUGGUGCAGAUGCGGCAUUUUUCACCGUAGGGAGUGGAGAGAAUGAUGUGUCUGAAUAUUUGCCAGAAGGGUUCUUGAAUCGGACCUACAAGUUAGGGAUAGUGGUCCCCAUGUGGGCCCCACAGGUGGAUAUCUUGAGCCACGACUCGGUUGGAGGGUUUUUGUCACACUGUGGUUGGAACUCGACGAUUGAGAGCAUCACCAGUGCAGUGCCAAUGAUAGCAUGGCCACUAUACGCAGAGCAGAGAAUGAACGCUACGUUGCUGAAUGAGGAGUUUGGCGUGGCUGUUCGAUCUAAGGUAUUGCCGACGAAGGAAGUGGUGGGGAGAGAGGAGAUAGAGACGGUGGUGAGAAAGAUCAUGGAAGACAAUCCAGAAGGGAAUGUAAUAAGGGCUAGAGUUAAGCAGCUUAAAUGUGAUGCAGAGAAAGCUUUAUCUGAAGGUGGCUCCUCAAAUAAUCAGCUGUCUCAGGUGGCAAAACACUGUGAGAUACACAUGCAACGCAUGAAGGUGAAGGACUGA
Quercus lobata is the source of this 1449-nucleotide messenger RNA. RefSeq names its product anthocyanidin 3-O-glucosyltransferase 5-like. The record is from RefSeq and is a predicted model, not a curated record. Gene Ontology annotation, molecular function: UDP-glycosyltransferase activity. The transcript has a single exon. NCBI's taxonomy places the organism in Eukaryota, Viridiplantae, Streptophyta, Magnoliopsida, Fagales, Fagaceae. The coding region runs from base 4 to 1449 and encodes 481 amino acids.